GCUUCUCAAUCUUUAGGAAUGUAUUAAUAACAUUUCCACUGUAAGGUCCUCUCUGAGACGGCUGGGGGGGAAAUAGCUGUAGCCUGCCAAAAAAAUAAGGUUUUAACAAUCUGCAGAUUUUCAAGAUCUGUGGGGCUGGAAUUACAAUCUUUUGGGAGGAAGGGAUCCUAACUCACCACAUACACAACAAGGUCUGCUUUAGGAUUUAGUCUCCGUUGUAAGGAGUGAACGGUAUCUUCCAAGCAGAGGAUUCCCAGACACUUGAUCGCCUUGCACGUGCAUAUACUAGGACCGGUUCGAUCCAUCGGAAUCUAGCAGAUCUCUCGCUUCCUGUGGAAUUAAAUAGUUCUUGUAAUAAAAAUGGAUCAGUAAUGGCUUCAACCUCUGGAGAUAUUUUCUGAAACUUCAUCAGGAUUGUCUCACAAUAGUACAACUUACCUUGGGCACAGCAAUCAUUUUCAUCUAUUUGUUAUUGGUUAAUGAAGUUUUUCCAUUGGCAUCAUGGCAUCCAGUUUGACGUGCACUGGGGUGAUCUGGACAAUUCUUUCAUUUCUGUGUGCUGCGGCGUCAUGUGUAGGGUUUUUCAUGCCCUACUGGCUGUUGGGUUCCCAGCAAAAUAAACCUGUAUCGUUUGGGACAUUCCGACGGUGCUCAUACCUUGUACGGGAUGAAAUGCGCCAGACAACUGUAAUGGUGGAUCAGUGUGGUCGCUAUGCUACUUUUGAGGCCAUUCCUAGCCCUGAGUGGCGGAUCUGUACAGUAGUCACAGGGCUUGGCUGUGGUCUUCUUCUCUUGGUGGCCUUGACUGCUAUCAUGGGUUGUUGUGUAUCUGAGCUUAUAUCCAGGACUGUUGGAAGAGUAGCUGGUGGAAUACAGUUCCUGGGAGGACUUCUCAUUGGGUCUGGUUGUGCUUUGUAUCCACUGGGCUGGGACAGUGAAGAAGUUAGACAAGCGUGUGGUGAUCUAUCUAAACAGUUUGAAUUGGGUACAUGCAGCAUUGGAUGGGCAUAUUAUUGCACGGGAGGGGGAGCUGCUGCGGCAAUGCUUAUCUGCACAUGGUUGUCAUGUUUUUCUGGCAAGAAACAAAAGCAAUACCCUUACUGAAAUUCACAGAACACAAAAGAGAGAUCCAUUUUUAAUGGAAGACCUACAAAAAAUGAACUAGAAUUCUCUUUCUGCAAGGGCUUUAGCACUUACAAGCAUGAAAGUUGACUUUGUAUAAGUUGAAGACGCCAUUUUGAAAGUCUAAGCUGUUUCUUUAUAGACAAAGCAAAUUCUAAUGGACAGAAUAUUUAAGUAUCUUCUGUCAAAUGUCGCUUGUCUGCUCCAGGAGAUAUAAAAUGUGUUGAAGAGGAUAGAUAAUGUGGGUUAUGUUGGAAGGGAGUGCAUAUUUUCACUUUUUACUCUUUAGUAAAAGCACACCACACACGUAGCACAAAGGCCUGACUUUUAAUUCAGCCUUUGUUUAAUUUACAGUAUUAUUUUUCCAAGUAAUCAUGUAACAUAUUAGUUGGACCAAUAUGCACCUGUAAUACUAUUUUCUGUUUUUAUAUGUUUAUAUAUGUAUAUGCUUCUGUAAAAACAUAUACUUGACUAUAAGAUUUCUUUUAAUGAAUUCAUGUAUUUUUAGCUUUGGAAUUCAUAACAAUUUGUAAAAAGUUUCUACUCACAUAAAAUGCAAUAACCUGGAAGAUUAUCCUUCAAUAAAAUUGCUAUAGAAAUAUUUCAUUUAUUCAUAUAAAACACUUAUAUUCAACAUAGGUUUUGUGGUUUAGUUUACUUGUUGCAUUCAUUACAAUGUCUGUUUUUUUUGUAAACCAUAAAACUGUAAUAUCCUAUGUUUGUAUUUUGAAAAUAAAAAUUUGAAAAAAUC
Messenger RNA from Bombina bombina (fire-bellied toad), 1873 nucleotides. It is a transcript of the gene LHFPL6, whose product is annotated as LHFPL tetraspan subfamily member 6. The record is from RefSeq and is a predicted model, not a curated record. Gene Ontology annotation, cellular component: membrane. Lineage: Eukaryota; Metazoa; Chordata; Amphibia; Anura; Bombinatoridae. The transcript is spliced from 4 exons. The coding region runs from base 502 to 1104 and encodes 200 amino acids.